Pteropus alecto (black flying fox) is the source of this 2356-nucleotide messenger RNA. It is a transcript of the gene OIT3, whose product is annotated as oncoprotein induced transcript 3. Gene Ontology annotation, molecular function: calcium ion binding. The transcript has 9 exons. The record is from RefSeq and is a predicted model, not a curated record. NCBI's taxonomy places the organism in Eukaryota, Metazoa, Chordata, Mammalia, Chiroptera, Pteropodidae. Bases 213 to 1853 code for a protein of 546 amino acids.
AAAGCAGUGCUUCCAUCUGGGGUCAAGGCCAGAGCAAUGGAUAUCUUAUCCCACUCAUCCUUUUCCUCUGAUAAAGCCCCAACCAGUACCGAGAAGUCUUUCUUCUUAAGAACCUUGAGGCCUUUUUUUAAAGUGCUUGAAAAAGAAGAGGACAAAGAAAAACUGGAAUUAAGAGACUUUUCCCGUCUGCUUCUGGUGGCUGUUCCAGAAAGAUGCCUCAGUUCCUGCUUCUCACCUGCCUCCUCAUCACGAUCUCACCUGCGGCACCAAUGACCCUAGAUCCUUGUUCUGCUUACAUCAGUCUGAAUGAGCCCUGGAGGAACACUGACUAUCAAUUUGAUGAGUCUCAAGGUCCACCUCUGUGUGACAACCAUGUGGAUGGGGAGUGGUACCGCUUCACGGGCAUGGCUGGGGAUGCCAUGCCCACCUUCUGCAUACCAGAAAACCACUGUGGAACCCAUGCACCUGUUUGGCUCAAUGGCAGCCACCCACUAGAAGGUGAUGGCAUUGUGCAACGCCAGGCCUGUGCGAGCUUCAAUGGGAAUUGCUGCCUCUGGAACACCACGGUGGAGGUCAAGGCUUGCCCUGGAGGUUACUAUGUGUAUCGUCUGACCAAGCCCAGUGUAUGCUUUCAUGUCUACUGUGGUUAUUUUUAUGACAUCUGUGAUGAGGACUGCCAUGGAAGCUGCUUGGAUACCAGUGAGUGCAUAUGUGCUCCAGGAACCGUGCUAGGCCCUGACAGGCAGACGUGUUUUGAUGAAAAUGAAUGUGAGCAAAACAAUGGUGGCUGCAGUGAAAUCUGUGUAAACCUCAAAAAUUCAUAUCGCUGUGCAUGUGGGGUUGGCCGUGUGUUAAGAAGUGAUGGCAAGACUUGUGAAGACAUCGAAGGAUGCCACAAUAACAAUGGAGGCUGCAGCCAUUCUUGCCUUAUGUCUGAGAAGGGCUAUCAAUGUGAAUGUCCCCGGGGCUUGGUGCUGUCUGAGGAUAACCACACUUGCCAAGUUCCUGUGUUGUGCAAGUCCAACACUAUUGAAGUAAGCAUCCCCAGGGACCUGGUCGGCGGUUUGGAGCUCUUCCUGACCAACACCUCCUGCCGAGGAGUAUCCAAUGGCACCCACAUCAACAUUCUCUUCUCCCUCAAGACAUGUGGCACAGUGGUCGAUGUGGUAAAUGACAAGAUUGUGGCUAGCAACCUUGUGACAGGUCUACCCAAGCAGACCCCGGGGAGCAGUGGGGACAUCAUCAUCCGAACCAGCAAGCUGCUGAUCCCUGUGACCUGCGAAUUUCCACGCCUGUACACCAUUUCCGAAGGAUACGUCCCCAACCUUCGAAACACCCCACUGGAAAUCAUGAGCCGUAGUCAUGGAAUCUUCCCAUUCACCCUGGAGAUCUUCAAGGACAACGAGUUCGAAGAGCCUUACCGGGAAGCGUUGCCCACCCUUAAGCUCCGUGACUCCCUCUACUUUGGCAUCGAGCCCUUGGUGCACGUGAAUGGCUUAGAAAGCCUGGUGGAGAGCUGUUUUGCCACCCCCACUUCCAAGAUCGAUGAGAUCCUGAAGUACUACCUUAUCCGGGAUGGCUGUGUUUCAGAUGACUCAGUAAAGCAGUACACAUCGCGGGAUCACCUAGCAAAGCACUUCCAGGUCCCUGUCUUCAAGUUUGUAGGCAAAGACCAUAAAGAAGUGUUUCUGCACUGCCGAGUCCUUGUCUGUGGAAUGCUGGAGGAGCGUUCCCGCUGUGCACAGGGCUGCCACCAGCGAAUGCGUCGGGAGGCACUAGAAGGAGAGGACGCGGCUGGUCUGCAGAGCCAGAUGCUGACCGGGGGCCCCAUCAGCAUUGAUUGGGAGGACUAGGACAUCCAACACCCGAGUCUUGGCUUUGGGCUGCCUGUCUAUUUGCAGCUUCUUCCCACUCCCUCUGAGAACAUCAGUCAACACCCUAGAACAUUGCUCUUCUUUAAAUCUCAUGCUGUGGGUUUAGACAAACUCCCAGAACUGACUCACUGUAAUUCUGGCCCACUGGGUCAAGAGAGGUCAGCUCACUGCUUACUGACUUGACUCAGCUGGGGCUUCAUCCUCCAAAGGUUGAAAGCUAUGCUGUCCAUGAAGAAAGCGGCUCAUCCAUUUCCCCUAUUUCUUUCCUACAAUAAAAUACCUAGUGUAGAAUGCAGUAGAACCACUAAAAUGAGAAAUUGGAUAUAAUAUUUCAAAUUAGGAACUUAAAAAAAUUAAAUAGUUGCUUGAAACUAUGAUUUAAAUACCCAAUGACUCCUUAAAUAUGUAAAUAAUAAUUAUAUCAUGAAAUUUUAAUUCAAAUACAGAAUAGUUAUAGGGGAUUUGGAAGUUUAUCAAUAUAA